Molecule: messenger RNA, 1206 nt
Organism: Didymosphaeria variabile
Lineage: Eukaryota; Fungi; Ascomycota; Dothideomycetes; Pleosporales; Didymosphaeriaceae
Exons: 3
Coding region: 1-1206 (401 amino acids)
Biological process (GO): division septum assembly
Cellular component (GO): division septum
Source: RefSeq, a predicted model, not a curated record
AUGUCGGCCUUUGUGCGCGUCUCAGGACCGCCAAACAGCAACUUCCUCGUCGGCUACCCGGGCAUCUCGGCCACAUUGCCGCGGAUAGAGGGAAAGGUCGAGAUACGCCCGCUCAUUGGGGUCUCGGCGCCCGUCAAUGUCUCGCUUGUCACCAUCGCCCUCCACCGGCGUGAGACGAUCCACCCGUCUGCCGAGUCGCUCACCAAGAAGCACCUCGCCGCCCCGCGCAAGGAGAUAACCGACAUUGUGGGCAAGGAGAUGCUGCUGUUCCGGUGCCCCGCCGGCAAGGAGUUCGAGAGCGUGCUCUCCAUGGACCUGCCCUUUGUAAUAUUCAUACCAUAUGGCCGCGGCGGCGAAGAAGUAGCAAGGAGGGUGCCGCCCGCGAGUUUGCAAUUGCCAGCCCGGACAGCUGAGACGUUUUACGAGUUGGUUGUAACCGUGCAGCAAGGGCAGACAGAUCAGAAGAAAUACCCGUUUCCGGUGCCAAUACAGCGGUACGAUACCCUCUCCACAUUUGGCAUGUACAACCGUCCCGAGAGCGCCGAAAGAGUCACAGACCAUCUUGUUACCUUGGGAAUUAGUCUGCCCAGGUGGAGUUAUGGCCCUCUGGACCCGGUGUCGGUCUACAUCAAGCUCAGCCCGAACCCGGAUUGGUUAAAGAAGGCGCAGAAGGUUACUAUCCAAAAGAUCACUGUUGGCAUAGACGAGGAAAUUAUAUUCAACCACGAGGGUGAUGAACCAACAAGAAAAGUGAAGACGUUGGCCAAGACCACCCAGGCUGUCGGUGUUAAGAUGCCCGAGGCUGGUUACUUUACGAAUUUAGGACUGGUGUUUCCCGCAAAAGACUUGCGAGACUCGGACGGCAUAAUACCACGCGGGAAAAAGGAAUUUCCAAUGUAUGCAGUAAACGGCUUUACGACCACCGGUACGCUCUACAAGAUUGAGUACUACCUCACAGUCAAAGCCCAAUUGGCGUCAGCACGGGAUAUAUUACUCCGCCAGCCCAUAGUCGUCUGCCCGUUUGACCACGCCGGUUGCAAAGAAGAGAUGGAGGCGAUUGAACAAGCAGCCAGAGACGCUGCGCAUGUCUCGCCUGAUAACCCUAUGCUGCCCGCAGCAACCAUUGUCCGUUCCAACGAUCCAAACGGGCUCGCCGCAUUAGGCAUGGCGAUAGUAGGAGGCCAUAGGAAGCCCCUUAUCGAGUGA